AAACAUAAACAAUUGACGGAGCAGUUUUUCUUCUUUCUCCAUGGUGAGAAACUCUCUCUCGCUCGAGAUCGAUGACAAUGGCGGCGCCGGAAGAGACGGUAAUCACAACAACGCUAACAACGUCGCCGGAAACGGAGAGACUUCUUUCCAUUCUAUUAGAGAUCGACUCCGUCUCAAGCGCAAUUCAAGCGAUAGGCGAGAUCGAUCUCACUCAGGUUUGGAUCGGCCUUCAUUGCGUAACCGACCUCAUCACAUUGCCCGAUCCUUGAAUCGCAAGGGCUUGAUUUCGUUACUUAAGCCUCGUGGUACCUGUUUGUUCUACUUUCUCGUCGCGUUCACGGUUUGUGCGUUCGUUAUGUCAUCGCUGUUGCUUCAGAAUUCGAUUACUUGGCAAGGGAAUGUGAAACGAGGGCAGGUGAGAAGUCAAAUUGGAUUGGGGAGUACGUUGAAGUAUGUGCCUGGAGGAAUUGCGAGAACAUUGAUUGAAGGAGAAGGGCUUGAUCCCUUGCGUUCAACGGUCAGGAUCGGCGUUCGUCCGCCAAGGCUAGCUCUCGUACUAGGGAAUAUGAAGAAAGAUCCCCGAACACUAAUGUUGGUCACAGUUAUGAAGAAUCUUCAAAAACUGGGUUAUGCGUUUAAGGUUUUUGCCGUAGAGAAUGGUGAAGCACGCUCAUUGUGGGAACACCUAGCUGGCCAUGUCAAACUUUUGGUUUCAGAGCAGUUGGGGCACGCUGAUUGGACAAUUUUUGAAGGUGUUAUUGCUGAUUCGCUUGAAGCAAAAGAAGCCAUUUCAAGUCUUAUGCAGGAGCCAUUUCGUUCAGUACCACUUAUAUGGAUAGUUCAUGAAGAUAUUCUUGCAAAUCAGUUGCCUGUUUACCAAAGGAUGGGCCAGAACUCUCUAAUCUCCCAUUGGAGAAGUGCUUUUGCGAGAGCAGAUGUUGUUGUCUUUCCACAGUUUACCCUGCCGAUGUUGCACAGCGUUCUUGACGAUGGGAACUUCGUUGUGAUUCCGGAAUCUGUAGUUGAUAUUUGGGCUGCGGAAAGCUACAGUGAAACCCAUACAAAACAAAAACUAAGGGAAAUUAACGAAUUUGGCGAGGAAGACGUGAUCAUCUUGGUGCUUGGGAGCUCCUUCUUUUAUAAUGAGUUUUCUUGGGAUAAUGCCGUGGCAAUGCACAUGUUGGGACCACUUUUAACACGAUAUGGGAGGAGAAAAGAUACCAGCAAUUCUUUUAAGUUUGUUUUUCUAUAUGGUAAUUCUACCAAAGGACAGAGUGAUGCUGUACAGGAGGUUGCAUCGAGGCUCGGGCUGACCGAAGGCACUGUUCGGCAUUUUGGUUUGAACGAGGAUGUGAAUAAAGUUCUACUGAUGGCUGAUAUUCUUGUUUAUGCUUCGUCCCAAGAGGAACAAAAUUUUCCUCCAUUAAUUGUGCGAGCUAUGAGCUUUGGCAUCCCUAUCAUAACACCCGACUUUCCUGUCAUGAAAAAAUAUCUGGCUGACGAGGUUCAUGGAAUAUUUUUCCGAAGAAACGAUCCUGAUGCACUAUUGAAGGCUUUUUCACCCUUGAUAUCAGAUGGAAGGCUCUCUGAGUUUGCUCAAACAAUUGCUUCUUCAGGAAGACUCUUAACUAAGAACUUAAUGGCAACAGAAUGCAUUACUGGUUAUGCUCGGCUUUUGGAGAACAUACUCCAUUUUCCAUCUGAUACUUUCUUGCCAGGUUCUAUUUCUCAACUUCAAGGGGCAGCAUGGGAGUGGAGUUUCUUCAGGAGCGAAUUAGAGCAGCCGAAAAGCUUCGUCCUGGACUCCGCUUAUGCUUCAAUUGGAAAAUCUGGAAUUGUUUUCCAAGUCGAAGAGAAGUUCAUGGGUGUUAUUGAGUCAACAAACCCUGUUGACAACAAUACCCUGUUUGUUUCCGAUGAGCUUCCUUCCAAAUUAGACUGGGAUGUUCUUGAAGAGAUUGAGGGAGCUGAAGAGUACGAGAAAGUAGAAUCUGAGGAGCUAGAGGACAGAAUGGAAAGAGAUGUUGAAGACUGGGAGGAGAUAUACCGAAAUGCUCGCAAAUCGGAGAAGCUAAAAUUUGAGGUGAAUGAACGGGAUGAAGGAGAGCUAGAACGAACUGGCCAGCCUUUAUGUAUUUAUGAGAUUUACGAUGGAGCUGGGGCUUGGCCCUUUCUGCAUCAUGGCUCUCUGUACCGUGGUUUGAGCCUGUCCAGCAAAGAUCGAAGGCUAAGCUCAGACGAUGUAGAUGCAGCAGACCGAUUACCUCUACUGAAUGAUACCUAUUAUCGAGAUAUACUUUGUGAAAUUGGAGGAAUGUUUUCUGUCGCAAAUAAAGUGGAUAGCAUUCACAUGAGACCUUGGAUUGGAUUUCAGUCAUGGCGUGCUGCUGGUAGGAAGGUCUCGUUAUCAUCUAAAGCUGAAGAGUCCCUGGAAAACAUUAUAAAACAAGAAACAAAGGGGGAGAUUAUUUACUUCUGGACAAGAUUAGACAUUGAUGGUGAUGAGUAUGGAAGGAAAAAUGCGCUUACAUUCUGGUCUAUGUGUGAUAUCCUUAACCAAGGAAACUGCAGAACCACUUUUGAAGAUGCAUUCCGGCAUAUGUAUGGGUUACCAGAACACAUUGAAGCGCUUCCUCCCAUGCCUGAAGAUGGUCAUCACUGGUCUUCUCUCCACAAUUGGGUGAUGCCAACUCCGUCUUUCCUCGAGUUUGUCAUGUUCUCAAGGAUGUUCUCAGAGUCUCUAGAUGCACUGCACAACAAUCUUAAUGACUCCAAAAGUUGCUCACUGGCUUCAUCACUGCUCGAGAGAAAGCAUUGUUACUGCCGGGUUCUGGAACUAUUGGUUAAUGUCUGGGCAUAUCAUAGCGGGAGAAAGAUGGUUUACAUAAACCCGAGAGAUGGGUUACUCGAGGAACAACAUCCGUUACUGCAACGAAAAGGUUUAAUGUGGGCAAAGUACUUUAACUUCACUUUACUGAAAAGCAUGGAUGAAGACUUAGCAGAAGCAGCAGAUGAUAAAGACCAUCCAAGGGAAAGAUGGCUAUGGCCAUUAACCGGAGAAGUACACUGGAAAGGUGUUUACGAGAGGGAACGUGAAGAAAGAUACCGAUUGAAAAUGGACAAGAAGCGUAAAACUAAGGAGAAACUUUACGAUAGGAUCAAAAACGGUUACAAGCAGAAAUCACUGGGAGGAUGAAAACAGAGAUUUACUUGAGUAGAGCGAACGGAUUAACUCGGGCGCAGUCUCGACGAAAGUUAAUUCUUUUUUUGACAGGGGGAAGCAAAACACAAUGAGAAUCAGACGGAGAUCAUCGAAAGCAAAGAUUCACUCUUGCCAUUUCUCUGGAGAUAAUAGGAGAGGGUUUAGAUUUAGAAUUUAUUCUUCACCAUUAAAGUAAAGGUGUUUCC
Molecule: messenger RNA, 3408 nt
Organism: Arabidopsis arenosa
Lineage: Eukaryota; Viridiplantae; Streptophyta; Magnoliopsida; Brassicales; Brassicaceae
Source: the annotation of a GenBank genome assembly